This is a messenger RNA of Taeniopygia guttata (zebra finch), 790 nucleotides long. RefSeq names its product microtubule associated protein 1 light chain 3 gamma (gene MAP1LC3C). Gene Ontology annotation, biological process: autophagy. NCBI's taxonomy places the organism in Eukaryota, Metazoa, Chordata, Aves, Passeriformes, Estrildidae. The record is from RefSeq and is a predicted model, not a curated record.
CGGGCGCAGCGGCGGCCCCGAGGCGGGAGGAUGCGGGCGGCGCCCGGCGCGCAGCCGGACCGGCCCUUCAAGCUCAGGAAGAGUCUCGCCACCCGGCGGGAAGAAGUAGCAGGGAUCCGAGCCAAGUUCCCGACAAAAAUCCCGGUAAUUGUUGAGAGAUACCAUAAAGAGAAAUACCUUCCUCUCUUGGACAAAACCAAAUUUCUGGUUCCCGAGGAGCUGACCAUGGCACAGUUCAUAACCAUCAUCAGAAGUAGGAUGGCUCUUACAGCUACACAAGCUUUCUACCUGCUGGUGAGCAACAAAAGCCUAGCCAGUAUGUCCUUGACAAUGGCAGAAGUGUACAGGGACUACAAAGAUGAAGAUGGCUUUGUGUAUAUGACCUACGCUUCCCAGGAGAUGUUUGGAUGCUUAUUACCCACUGCCCAAGGGAAAACUAUGGAAUGCUUUCAGAAAAUCUAAGAUUGGGUUCAUAUGCUGCAGCAAAGCAGUUUGCUCUGAAUCAUGCCUGUGACAUGAACCUCGGAGAUGCUCCUUCCAGUGUGAGCUCUUGAGCUCUGUAGUGGGAGUUAUGACCCAAAAGCUGGCAGGACCAGCUUAAGUCAGAAAUGGUGGUACACUUUCCCUAGGUAAUAAUUUGGAUAUAUAUUUUUAUAUUUGAAGACACUAUGGGUUAGGUUUUUUUCUUUUGAACUGCACCUCCACUGCUUUGCAAUAUCAGUCUGUGUUGUGAAACUGAUUUUUAAGGUUUCCUGAAAGCCUACGAGAAAAAUAAAGAACCUUUUAAGUA